This is a messenger RNA of Athalia rosae (coleseed sawfly), 2859 nucleotides long. It is a transcript of the gene bru3, whose product is annotated as CUGBP Elav-like family member 4. Gene Ontology annotation, molecular function: mRNA binding. NCBI's taxonomy places the organism in Eukaryota, Metazoa, Arthropoda, Insecta, Hymenoptera, Athaliidae. The coding region runs from base 1493 to 2647 and encodes 384 amino acids. The transcript is spliced from 13 exons. Gene Ontology annotation, biological process: mRNA splice site recognition; regulation of alternative mRNA splicing, via spliceosome. Gene Ontology annotation, cellular component: nucleus; cytoplasm; ribonucleoprotein complex. The record is from RefSeq and is a predicted model, not a curated record.
CGACCGCAGUGUACACCAAUCUCCGUAUCGUCCAAGGGACGUUCGACUCGCACCGAAUCUCAGGUGUUCUCAGUUUUUUUUUCCUCGUUUACAUCGGAUUCCGAGGUCGAUAGUUUCGCAAAUCCCAUCCAGGUGGGAGAAAAACCGAAACGCGUAUCACAGACUCAUCACCGGAUAGAGGAGAUUAUUGUUUCGCUCCCGGUGCUCGCCCGCUUGAGGAGGGUGCCUGCCUUACGAGGGUGCUGCGGGACGGUUCGAGUCGGCGAUCACCACGCGGUCGAGGAAUCUCGAGGUGCUUUCAACCUCGGGGACUGUUCGUACUCGACGCGUUAAAUUUUGAAAUAUAAGUGCGGAGCGGAGUGUGCGAAGGAAGAGUAAUUGUUAUUUCAUUGAAGUUGAUCGUCUGUUUUUCAUUAUCGGAUUGACGAACGAACAGAUUCUGGAAUGAGGUGACGUUAUCUAGUCCACGCCGAGUACCCCCUGCUGCCCAAGACUUUUCGUACAGAGUAUCGAUAAACUGCGAAUCGGCUGUACGUUUAUAGCUCGAUAGAUCGAUUCGAGGCAAAGCAACUAUGGGAAGAUUAACGCCAGGUAUUUCCCGACAAGUUAUCGAUGGAAUUUUUCAGAGUGUGUGAUCAAAAAUAAUGUAUGAGUUGUAGUUGCCUUAAAUAACCCUUUCGCCGUAAUAUCAUAGAAUAACCGACUGUUGUCCGACGAAAUAAAAUAUAACAAACUAAAACGAAGAUCGUACCUCAAAUUUCAUCGUUUUUUAUAAAACCAUAUACGUCGACGGUGUGAUACUUUUUUUUUUUUCAUUUUUGUUUCCAUCCAUAAGUUGUUUUUUACACGUGCGACGAUACCGAUCGCCAGCUGCUCGUACGCAGGCUGAUUAUAAUAAAUCCUGAAAUAGUUUAAGUUGAUUGAUUUCAUUAAAGACAAAAGGAAGAGGAAUCGUCCCCGAAACGUCGUCAACUACGCGAAAAGUUCGGUGAAAAGGAAAAUUAUAGAAUAAUAAUAAUUAAAAAAAAUAAUAACAAUAAGUGCUAACAGUAGAUAUACAACUACGUGAACCCGGCGUGCCAAUAAAUUAGGAUUAUAAGAAAAGAAGGAAAGCAGAAAAAAAAAAAAGAAAACACGAAACAAAAUAAUAAUAUAGUAAUAACAUACGUAAUAGAAGUAUCGAGACACCCCGCGGUCCGGUUGAGAGAAAUUCAUAAGAAUGGUAGAGUCUCGUCGUGGUCGCAAUAUCGUCAGGGAGUGAGAGUGAGAGUGGCGUCCGUCCUACGGUACCUCCAAAAGGAUUCUUCGAGGGUUCAAAGGAUCCGCAGACACGCGGACAAACUCAGGCAGCGUGGAGCGCUCAGGGAGUGCGUGGCCGCGCGCCGCGGAACUUUGCUUCUAUCAGCCAGGGUGCGCUUUCCUGACCUACUACAGCCGUGACAGCGCGAUCAGUGCCCAGGACGCUCUGCAUGAAAAACGGACUUUACCAGGGAUGAACCGUGCUAUUCAAGUGAAACCGGCGGACAGUGAAAACCGCGGAGACAGAAAGCUGUUCGUGGGAAUGCUCAGCAAGCAACAGUCUGAAGACGAUGUUCGACAGUUGUUCGCUGCAUUUGGUACAAUAGAAGAGUGUACGAUUCUCCGGGGACCCGACGGUACCAGCAAAGGCUGUGCAUUUGUUAAAUAUUCGUCGCAUCAAGAAGCACAAGCGGCGAUCAACACUCUACACGGUAGCCAAACUAUGCCGGGUGCGUCAUCCAGCUUAGUGGUAAAGUACGCCGACACUGAGAAAGAGAGACAAUUGAGACGCAUGCAGCAAAUGGCUGGAAACAUGAGCCUCCUUAACCCGUUCGUCUUCAACCAUCAGUUUGGCGCCUACAGCGCGUACGCUCAGCAGCAGGCAGUACUCAUGGCGGCGGCCACCGCACAGGGUACUUAUAUUAACCCAAUGGCCGCUCUCGCUGGUCAGCUACCUCAUGCGUUAAACGGCAUGCCAAAUCCCGUUGUUCCACCGACUUCAGGUGCAGGAGCAGGACAGCCAGUUAACGGUGCGAUACCUUCGCUCCCUUCACCGACGAUGCCAAAUUUUAAUAUGGCGGCACAAACGCCGAACGGCCAACCCGCCGGAUCUGACCCAGGAGUCUACACCAACGGGAUCCCCCAAUCCUACCCGGGACAUGCCCUUCAUUUGUCCAUUCCAGCCCAGGGACUGGCCAACGGGGACGCUGCAGCGUUGCAACACGCCGCCGCAUACCCUGGAAUGCAACCUUACCCCGGAGUCGCGUACCCAGCCGUCUACGGACAGUUUCCACAAGCGAUUCCGCAGCCCAUGACCGCGGUACCUCCUACGCAGAGAGAAGGAUGCUCUAUCUCAGGACCCGAGGGCUGCAACCUGUUUAUCUACCACCUACCCCAGGAGUUUGGCGAUUCAGAGCUUAUGCAGAUGUUCGUGCCUUUCGGGAAUGUAAUUUCCUCCAAGGUCUUCAUCGAUCGCGCCACUAAUCAAAGCAAGUGUUUCGGCUUCGUCUCGUUCGACAAUCCGGCGAGCGCACAGGCGGCCAUCCAGUCGAUGAACGGUUUCCAAAUUGGAAUGAAGCGGCUAAAGGUACAACUGAAAAGGCCCAAGGAUGCCAGCCGGCCAUACUAACCCACGUCCUAGCCUAGACAAUCUGGCCGGGUCGCGCCCUACGUCAUAAGCUAUAGGAUGCUGCACGAUAGAGCGAGCCCUACGGACGCUCGACGAUCAGGUGCGAUGAGUUUAAAUCAUCGAUACGAUGUUCCCCACCGUAACAACCUAGUAUACUAGUUAGUUAAUUCUUAGAGGUUAGCAGAAAGCUUAAUUAUUACCGAUGGUGAGGA